Molecule: messenger RNA, 594 nt
Organism: Rotaria sordida
Lineage: Eukaryota; Metazoa; Rotifera; Eurotatoria; Philodinida; Philodinidae
Source: the annotation of a GenBank genome assembly
AUGAUAGUAAUACAUUUACUUUUCCUUCCUGUGCCUUUACCAUCAUCAACAACUACAAGUUUCGAACAGUUUGGUCUCAAACUUUAUUCAACUGUUAGUCAAAAUAAGAAGAAUGAAAAUAUAUUUCUUUCACCAGCAAGUAUUUCUCUUGCGAUGUCAAUGUGCACAGAUGAUGCUCGACAAGAAACGUUAAAUCAAAUGUUAAAAACAUUUGAAGUAUCAUCUACAAAACAAUUAAUAAAAACAGCUGAACAAAUUAUACAUAUCUUUUCUAUUGCUAAUCAAGAUAAACAAAUUCAACUUAAAUUAGCUAAUCAUCUUUAUGCACAAAAAGCAUAUCAACUUCAAGAAGAAUAUUUAAAAAUUGUUCAAAAUUCAUUUAAAGCAGAUAUUAAACAGAAAGAUUUUGAAAAUGAAGGUGCUCAAGCUGUUCAAAGAAUUAACACAUGGGUUGAACAGCAAACAAAUAAUUUAAUUCGAAAUCUACUUUCAAUAAAAGACGUGACAUUUGAGACAAAAUUAAUAAUUAUUAAUAGUAUUUAUUUUAAGGUAAAUAUUAAUUUUAAUGAAACAAAAAUAAUUUGUUUCUAUUAA